This is a messenger RNA of Eutrema salsugineum, 2507 nucleotides long. Its product is annotated as ABC transporter D family member 2, chloroplastic. The transcript has 9 exons. Gene Ontology annotation, biological process: transmembrane transport. Gene Ontology annotation, cellular component: membrane. The record is from RefSeq and is a predicted model, not a curated record. The coding region runs from base 176 to 2335 and encodes 719 amino acids. Gene Ontology annotation, molecular function: ABC-type transporter activity; ATP hydrolysis activity; ATP binding. Lineage: Eukaryota; Viridiplantae; Streptophyta; Magnoliopsida; Brassicales; Brassicaceae.
AAAAAAAAAGUUUUAGACUUGUUUUUGUGGCUACCAACGAUCCAUCUGAGGUUUUUGCUUUUGGAUGUAAAAGAAUUGAAACUAGCGAUGUUGCUGCCUAUUUGUUUGUGCGCAGAGAGAUUACUAUGAUGAGCUUAUUGUGGGUUUAAUAAGAAGAAGAAGAAGAAGUAAAGAUAUGAUUUUGAUGAUAACAGCUCCCGUCUUCACCACUUGUUCUCACCUUCUCCUCCGCCAUUCCGAUCAUUCUUCUUCUCCUCCUCUUCGCCAUGAAUCAAUUCAUCGGAGCACAAUUUCCUCUUUCAAAAGAAGAAGCGUCUCCACCUCCGCCUCCUCUUCUUCUUUGUUGCCGCAACCGCCGUCGCGUCCGGAUAAGGCGUCGGAGUUGAGGGCUCUGUGGAAGCGAUUCUGGAAAGUCGCGGCGCCUUUUUGGUUUUCCGAGGACAAAAACCAGGCCAGGCUGCGUCUCGCCGCCGUCUUCGCCCUUACUCUCGCCACCACCGGCAUCAGCGUCGGCUUCAAUUUCCUCGGCCGUGAUUUCUACAAUGCUCUGGCCAACAAAGACCAAGAGCAGUUCACGAAGCAGUUGCUCUAUUACCUCUGUGGUUUCGCCGGCGGAAUUCCGUUCUUUGUGCUAAGAGAUUAUGCAAAAGAGACUUUAUCACUGAGAUGGAGAUCAUGGAUGACCAAAUACUACCUGCAGCGCUAUUUGAAAGAUCAAACCUUCUACAAGAUCCAGUCCCAAUCUUUGAUUGACAAUCCAGAUCAGCGCAUUGUUGACGAUCUAAGUUCCUUCACUUCAACAGCCUUGUCUUUCUCUUUGACGCUUUUCAGUGCCUCCAUAGACCUCAUCUCUUUUAGCAACAUCCUCUUCACCAUCUAUCCUCCUCUCUUUCUCGUUCUCUUGCUCUACUCCUUUGGUGGAACUGCCAUCAGUGUCGUUGUGGGCAAGGGACUAGUGAAUCUCAACUUCCUGCAAGAGAAGAAAGAGGCGGACUUUCGUUACAGCCUUGUACGCGUGAGGGAAAAUGCUGAAUCGAUUGCUUUCUACGGAGGCGAACAGAAUGAAAUGCAGCUUCUGCUUCGGCGCUUCAGAAGCGCUUUUGAUAAUUUAACUGAAUUGCUGAUAGCAUCUAGAAAUCUAGAGUUCUUCACUGAUGGAUAUCGCUACCUCAUUCAGAUUCUUCCAGCUGCUGUUGUUGCCCCAAUGUUUUUCUCCGGGAAAAUUGAGUUUGGUGUCAUUAACCAGUCAGUGUCAGCAUUCAAUCAUAUCCUAGGAGACUUCUCGCUCGUUGUUUAUCAGUUCCAAGCUAUCAGCGCUUUUUCAGCUGUCAUUGACCGACUAGGUGAAUUUGAUGAUCUUUUGGAUAACAACAUCUCUAGAGAAAAUUCUCACACCGUGGAAGAGAUUGAGCUGACGUAUCAGAGUGCGGGGAGGUCUUCAUUGCCAGACUCCAAUGGUUCAAUCCAGUCUCGACAGAACCAAAAGCUUCUGGAGAUCGAGGAGCUCACUCUUCAGACACCAACAAAUGGAACCACAUUGGUUCACAACUUAUUUGCAGAUAUAUAUGACAAGGAUCAUCUACUGAUAAUGGGUCCUAGUGGGAGUGGUAAAACUUCGCUCCUAAGAGCAAUGGCUGGUCUUUGGAGGUCAGGGAAAGGAAAAAUCACGUUCUACCUCAAUUCUCAGGAUGAUUUUACACAGGAGAAAUAUGAUAGUCACGAAAAUUCAGGGAAAAAAAGUUCGGGAGACGUAUUGUUCCUUCCACAAAGGCCUUAUAUGGUUCUGGGAACUCUGCGUCAGCAAUUGCUCUAUCCUGCCUGGAGUACAACCAUGGAGGCAACACCUGGUAGCAGUAAAAUAGACGGUUCACUGCCUCUCCUGAUAAGAGAUGAUGGAGUUGAUGAGUUUAAUAAGCCGACAACAGAUGAUCUGAUGCAGACUCUAGAGAAAGUUCGUCUUGGACAUAUAGUGGAUCGCUUUGGUGGUCUUGAUUCGUUACACGAGUGGUCCAGUGUUCUUUCACUUGGUGAGCAGCAGCGCCUUGCCUUUGCACGGUUAUUGCUGUCUCAGCCAAAGCUGGCUCUCCUGGAUGAAUCCACUAGUGCUUUGGAUGAAGCUAAUGAGGCACACCUCUACCAGCAAAUCCAGUCAGCUGGCAUUACAUACAUAAGCAUUGGCCACCGGCAGACUUUAACCAAAUUCCAUAACAAGAUCUUACGCAUCUCAACGGCAGAUCCGAAAAGCAUGGACCGUAACUGGAGAAUGGAAGACGCGAGUGCCAAAGGUUCUUUGUACGGUCCAUUGAAUCAAGAAGAGGUGCCAAGUGAAAGCUGAUCAAAUACAUAGAGACAGAAGAAGGUAAAUGCAUUGCGGAGAUGAUCGGAGAGGGCAGUUCCUGAAACAGGGUUGUCUUGCAAGAAACAUUGUCCGAAACACCCUUUUGUUGUAUAUAAGUUGCAAGUAUUGACGUGGACACAAAACUAGUGAAAGAUGCAAAAUAAAAAGA